Molecule: messenger RNA, 3099 nt
Organism: Eucalyptus grandis
Lineage: Eukaryota; Viridiplantae; Streptophyta; Magnoliopsida; Myrtales; Myrtaceae
Product: B3 domain-containing transcription factor VRN1
Exons: 7
Coding region: 530-2149 (539 amino acids)
Molecular function (GO): DNA binding
Source: RefSeq, a predicted model, not a curated record
UCCGGCGAGGGGCCCGGAGAUAGUGCGAAGACCAGCUCCAUGUCGCGUCGCGCCCGCUCGCUCUCACGCCUCAGCCCGUUCGAGAACCCUUCUUUUGCCUCCACACUUCCUCCGUUCUCGACUCGUCAUGGAACCGGCAUGCGCCCACCAGGCGUUCGACGAAAUUACUCUGUGGGGAUGAAGCAAAAUUCAACGUCGUGGCCCGCCACGGGGACUCGGAGGAGGAAGAACAGGCAGAGAGAGAGAGAGAGAGAGAGAGAGAGAGGGUAACGGAGCCGUCAAAGAAACGAUAAGGUCGGUAGGAAGCCGGGGUGGGGCCCAGCGUGUACCCGUGUCGAUUCGCGCAUGGACUGGAGCGCCCAAUAAUUUCUCCUCCCUCCGUCGCCGAAACCACGCGUCGCUCGUUUCCGCACUCCCCCUCCACCUCCACCACUGACGUGCCGAAGAAGAGCAGCCAAAACCAUCUUCUUCUUCUUCUUCUUCUUCUUUAUCUUCUUCUUUUGUAAGGAGUCAGGGGACGCCGCCGUCUAUGGCUUCUUGUAGUGGUCGUCGCCGCCGCCGGAGAGAAGGUGGAGCAGCCGAGCGGGAGGCCGCGGCCGGUCCUCCUCGCCGUGGGAGCCGUUGCUUCUUCAAGUUCAUACUCUCCGGCGCGAUCGACUCUGGGAAGCUCGGAAUUCCAAAGAAUUUCUUGAGAAGACGUGGGAAGGAUCUCUCAAACUCGGUGCUUCUUAAGGUUCCUGGCAGUUCAACCUGGACUAUAGAACUAGAAAAGCAUAACCAUGACAUGGUUUUGUUGGGGAAAGGGUGGCGGGAAUUCAUGGAGCAUUACUCCAUUGGUCAUGGUCACUUCAUAGUUUUCAAAUAUAAAGAGAACUCCACUUUUCGCGUAAUAAUAUUCGAUAAGAGUGCUUCAGAGAUAGAUUAUUCCUCGAGCAGGGGUGAACCAUCAUACCUUGGGAGCGAACUUCCCUCGCCAGAAGCAGAAGAUGUUGUAGAAACAGAUCGUCUGGAGGAUGUCAAACCCCGUCAAAGAAUGAGGAUGGAGCCACAUUUACCUUGUUCUCAGCUAAGUCCGAGUUUCUCACCGCGAGGGUCUGAAGUUUCCAUGGAUACUGACCCUGAAGAACCACAUAUGGCUCAAGCUCAAGCUGGCCUGACAGAGAGGAGUAAACAGCCAACAUGCGGAGCGAGUCAUUCUGAGCUGGAUUUUCACGGUCCUAUGCUUCCAAGACCUCUCACUACUCCUGAAUUAACCCGCAAAAUUAAUUCCGAAUAUCCCUUUUUCAUAAAGGUGAUUAGGCGAUCUUAUAUGAGUAAACUGAGUAUUCCAGGUGGAUUCUUCAAGCAGCAUAAGCUGGAAAAGCAAAGAGUAACUCUAAGGCAUGCCAACAGAUCAUGGUCAGUGAGUUUUGGCAGGAGCAACAGACACGUCAGAGGGGCUUUGUGUCUGUUCUUUUCUGCUGGUUGGGAUGCAUUUGCAAGAGAGACUCAUCUGCACAUAGGAGAUGUCUGCAUGUUCAAGCUAAUUGAUAGGGAUGAUAUUGUAUUCGAAGUCUCCGUUUUGAGUGUUCUUCGCGGGAACAAACUGUCCAAACGCAAAUUGAAUCAUCAUGAGCUGGUUACUUGUGGUCCUAGACCUCCAAAGCCCCCCACUACACCUGAAGUAGCCAGUGAAUUUGAGUCGGAGCAUCCCUUCUUCAAAGUGGUGAUACGGCAAUAUCAUAUGAAACAUAUGUGGUUUGUUCAUGCAUGUAUGAAUGGGCAGUAUGUUCCAAAUCAAUUUUCCCAGCAACAUAUUCAAGAAAACAAGGAAAUGGCGACUCUCAGGUUUUCAGAUAGAUCGUGGCUGGUGAAGCUCUUAAGCUAUACGCAUAAUAAAUACCAGGGGGUGUAUUUCUCUGUUGGUUGGAAAGAAUUUGCAAGAGAAACUCAUCUGUGCGUGGGAAAUAUCUGUAUGUUUGAACUCAUUGAUAGUGAUGAUGUUGUCUUUCAAGUCUCCGUUUUUAGUAGUGCUGGUGGGAUAGAGAAAUCUACAUGCAGAGCGAGCCGUUCUGAGCUGGAUUUUCAUGGUCCUGCACUAUCAAGGCCUCUCACAUUGCCCGAAUUUGCUAGCAAUAUUGAUUCAGAGCAUCCCUUUUUCAAAAAGUGACCCCCCAAAGUUAUUUCCAUGGCCUGGUGAGAUCUAAAGUUUAAAUCAUCACUCACAUAUCUCAUAUUCAUUUUUCACUGUUUCAUGUAUUGGCUAUUCAAAACAUGCACAUGUGCAGAGUGUUCCGGUUAAAUUUGUCAAGCAACAUCUUCACGAAAACAAACAAGUAGCAACUCUUCGGUAUUCGGACAGAUCGUGGCCAGUGAAGCUCAUUAGGAGCCUUGGACAGGCCAGAGGUGCUCCGGCUCUGGCCUUCUCCACCGGUUGGUGUGCAUUCGCAAGAGAAACUGAUCUGCGUGCAGGAAAUGUCUGCUUGUUUGAGCUCAUCGAUAGGGAUGAGACAGUGUUCAAAGUCUCCAUUCUGAGAGGUGCUGGUAAUGACCUGAUUCAUGUUAAUGGAGAUGAGCAUCGGAAGUAUUACCUGAGGCCAUUGCAGCAUCGAAAUGAAAUCAGGGGUUCCUAAUGAUGCCUCCUUAUAUUAAGCAGCGCAGCAGCGAAUCAAUCAAAAGCACUCUUUUCUGCUUUUUGUUCUCCUUUCUUCCUUUUUGUGCUAGUUUCAAUUCUAUGACUACCUUGCUUGGAAAGAACCUCCCAAAUCAGUGAUCUCUAUGGUUUUGCACAGCGGCUCAACCUGACCAGUGGAUCUACAGGACAGUGAAGACACAAUGCUCUGAUGUAUGUUCAUGGAGUAUUUCUCCUUUUAUAUGUUUUGUCCUUCAAAUAUUAUGGCUUGUCCUCGUCCUCUUCGUUCCCGGAGAGAAUACGAAGCUGUUGCCGAGCAGGAGACUCCUCCUCCUAGUAGUAGCCAUCACUUCUUCAGGAUCAUAUUCUUCGGGAUCGUACUCUCUGACAAGCUAAUUUGCCAGGUUACGAGUUUUGAUCAACACCCUUGAGAGGUUCCGGAAAGUCAUUGAUCUCAAUUAAGCAGCAAUCCAAAGCAUUUUCUUUUA